AUGCUCUCACACCGCGCCAAGCGAAGUCUGUCCUGGCUUUCAGGCCAUCCCUCUGCUGAGCCAGGCUAUCCAAAUGGUGUACUGGAAAUGGACAAGGCUGAAAAUUGGCUUGUCCGGCCAGACGUACUUCCCAUCAUCAAAGACGCAGUCUCAUCGAAUCUGAAAUACCAGCAUCUCUCAUACUCCCAAGAGCUAGGUGGCCCUCCGGAGCUUUUGCAUAUUUCAGCAUCAUUUUUCAAUCGCUUCUUCUCUCCUCAAGUUGCCGUUUUACCCGAGCACAUCGUUACGGGCACAGGGUGCGCAUCUAUUCUCGAGAGUCUUAUCUUUUCAAUUUGUGAUGCGGGAGACGCUUUACUUCUGGAGGCACCCAUGUGGGAUGGGUUCGCGGUCACGUCAACGCUGAGAAACAAUGUGCGAAUAAUUCCCGUGAAAUACUCGAGACGGCCUACAAAUGUAGCAGACUUUAUACGGCACUAUAAUGAUGCGAUGGAACAAGCAACAUGUCCAAUUCGGGGCAUCAUCGUUUGCAAUCCCCACAAUCCUCUUGGUCAGAUUUAUCCUACUCCAUGGUUGGAAGCGCUCCUUCAAUUUUGCGAGAAUCAUAAGAUUCAUUUUAUAUCCGAUGAGAUAUACGCUCUUUCGAAUUUUGGUGCGAUUCGGGCCAGUCAGAAUGUCAGCAAACCCAGCAUCGUGAUUGGGCCAGAAACAACAUUCACAUCGGUACUGGCGGUGGACCUGAAGCGACUAGAGAUCAAUCCCGCUCGCGUUCAUGUAGCUUACAGUAUCAGCAAGGAUCUUGGUAGCAGCGGGGUCCGGCUGGGUUAUCUCGUUACGCAGUCAAAUCCUGGGAUUCGCCUUGCACUCGCGGUCCUCAACAGAUUCAAGGUGUCUAAUAUAGCAUCGAUAGCCGUUGCUGCUCUCCUUUCCAAUCUUCAGACGCUCGAAAAUGUACUGAACCGAAGCAAAUCUUCCCUGCGCAUGGCUGCGGAGGUGGUACAUGAUUUCCUGUCAUUCCAUCAGGUUUCAUUUUAUUCCCCAGUUGCGGGAUGCUUCAUGUGGGCGCGUAUUGGAGGGGAACUAGCAACAGAGGAAACAGAUGCAGAGCUAAUGGAAAAAUUAGCAGCGGCACGAGUGGCCGUUGCUUCUGGCUCCCAAUACAAUGGAGAACCGGGCUGGUUCAGACUCACGUUUGCUCUACCGCGAAAGGAUUUGAUGGAAGGACUGCGUCGAAUUGAAAUUGCGAUGGAAGCAAAACGACAUUGGAAGCCUGAGGAAAACCAACUGUGA
Molecule: messenger RNA, 1287 nt
Organism: Aspergillus pseudoviridinutans
Lineage: Eukaryota; Fungi; Ascomycota; Eurotiomycetes; Eurotiales; Aspergillaceae
Product: pyridoxal phosphate-dependent aminotransferase
Exons: 2
Coding region: 1-1287 (428 amino acids)
Biological process (GO): amino acid metabolic process; biosynthetic process
Molecular function (GO): transaminase activity; pyridoxal phosphate binding
Source: RefSeq, a predicted model, not a curated record